Messenger RNA from Anopheles moucheti, 408 nucleotides. It is a transcript of the gene IFT20, whose product is annotated as intraflagellar transport protein 20 homolog. Gene Ontology annotation, cellular component: centrosome; cilium; Golgi apparatus. Gene Ontology annotation, biological process: protein localization to cilium; centrosome localization; intraciliary transport. The record is from RefSeq and is a predicted model, not a curated record. The transcript has 3 exons. Bases 13 to 408 code for a protein of 131 amino acids. NCBI's taxonomy places the organism in Eukaryota, Metazoa, Arthropoda, Insecta, Diptera, Culicidae.
UGUCCAAGCGAGAUGAGUGAAGAAUUCGGCAAAUCCGGUUUGUACAUUGACGAUCUGUACACGUUACGUGUGAUCGACCCAGAAGUUGCCAACGAAACCAAUGAACUGAAGGAUGAGUGUGAACGGUUCACCGAAAAACUUACCGAUUUUCGUCGUAUCAUCGACCAGUUCGCGAACAUUGUCGAGGUGUUCGCGGCCGAGGUGGAUCAGGAAAAGAUGCGUGCGGUCGGUGUGCAAAACAUGUUGAAAACAUUCUCCAAGCAGCGCGAAUCGGAACAACAGCAAAUACAGAGUGAAAUUAUCGAGAAAAUGGUUGAGCUGGACAAGCUGAAGAUAGAAUACCAAUAUCUACAGCGCAUCGAAUCGGAGCAACAGGAAAUGAUCGAUAAUUUCUACCAGAAUCAAUAA